This is a messenger RNA of Clupea harengus (Atlantic herring), 2134 nucleotides long. RefSeq names its product pentatricopeptide repeat domain 3 (gene ptcd3). The record is from RefSeq and is a predicted model, not a curated record. Gene Ontology annotation, biological process: mitochondrial translation. Gene Ontology annotation, molecular function: rRNA binding; protein binding; ribosomal small subunit binding. Gene Ontology annotation, cellular component: mitochondrion. Lineage: Eukaryota; Metazoa; Chordata; Actinopteri; Clupeiformes; Clupeidae.
CAAUGCAUUUCGUAAAUGUCAAAAUGGCGUCCUCCGGUGUACAUGCAGGGCGUCAUAUUUACAUCAAGAGUUUGACAUUUCUGAAUAAUUUGGAACAUAUAUAUCCUCGAAGAACUUUUGCAUGCACGGCAUCAGCUUGGCAGAAAACUGCAGUUGCAUCAAAUGGGUCGUCAGAAGAAAUUGUUAUUCCUCGAAAGAAAACAUGGAGUAAAGAAGCCGUCUUGCAGGCACUUACAUCUACAGUGAAAAGGGACCCUACAGCAUCACAUUACACGUUCCAGGAUGACUCAUACCUCACCCCAAGAACAUCAGGGGAAUUUAAACUGUACUCUCUCUCCCAAGAGUCCGGCAAAUCUGCAGCCAAGUACUUUAUUAACACAUACCCCAAGUUCUUCCAGAAGGACUUUGCUGAGCCGCAUAUUCCUUGUCUGAUGCCGGAGACCUUCCAGCUCCAGAUUGAGGAAGUGUCUGAAGCGGCCCUGGUUGAGCGCAUCCAGCUGAGAAAGGUCAAGGCUGCUGUGGACAUGUAUGAUCAGCUGCUGCAGUCUGGCACCACGUUGUCACUGGAUCUCACCAAUGACCUGUUGGACCUGAUCUGUCUCUAUGGUGACCAGGACCCAAAAGAUGACAGUGACCCAGAGCAAAAACCGGAGGAUGUGGAGGAGGUCCAAGAUGACCCCAGGAAGAGGAGACCGAGAAUACGCAGAGCAUCUGACAUCGUGAGGGUUGUCUGGAAAGAGAAUAACAACGCUGAAAGGAUUUUUAAUCUUAUGCCAGAGCGGGACAGCAGAUCAUAUGGCGCGCUGAUUCAAGGAAUGGCCAGGCACGAAGCCUAUGGCAAGGCGUUCAGUACCUACACCGAUUUGCUGAACAAUCGAUUAACAGCCAAUGUUCACACCUUCAACGCGCUGAUUUUGGCUUCCCCUGAGGUCCGGGAGAAGUACAUUGAGAAACGGGAGCUCAUUUUCGAGCUACUGAAUCAGAUGGCGGAGCAGAAGGUGAGGCCGAACCUGCUGACGUUCAAUGCUGCACUAAGGGCCCUGAGACGCUGUGGCAACAUGGCCAGAUCACAGGCACUCCUCAUCUUCGGCGAGAUGAAGGCCCUCGGCAUCACACCAAGUUUGGCUUCUUAUGACCACCUCCUAGGCAUCUUUUAUAAAGCUGCCUCCUCUACCCAGGGUCAUACAGAGAUCUUACAGGAUGUGCUGAAUGAAAUUUCUGGACAGAGCUUCGAGCCCCAGGACCCAGAUGAUGUGAUGUUCUUCCUGAACGCCAUGAGAGUUUGCCUGGAGCAUAAGGACCUAGAGGCGGCCUACCGGCUCCACAGCCUGAUGCAGGAGGGAGAGAACUGGAGACUGCUGGGAGACGCCCAUCAACAGAGCAUGUACUAUGGCAGAUUUUUCAACAUCCUGUGCAUGAUGGAGCACAUAGAUGUGGUCCUGAAGUGGUACAAGGAGCUGAUCCCUUCUCUGUAUUAUCCACACUCUCAAGGAAUGAUAGACCUACUUCAAGCACUUGACACAGACGGACGACUUGAUCUCAUCCCAGAGAUAUGGAAAGACAUCAAACAGAUAGGUCACGACAACAAGGUUGAGCUGGUGGAUGAGAUGCUGUCUCUGAUGGCCAGAGAGAAACAGAGCUCUGAGGUCCAGGAAUCGUUUGCACAGUGUGCUCUGGAUGUGAAGAGGCGCUAUGUUCCUACUGAGUUUGGCAAACCAGUUCUGGAAUGGACAGCCAACUCUCUGGGCAGCAUCACGUCUAUACUACUAGCAGCCCAGAAAAGGCAGCAAGCUUGGGAGAUGAUGAAGCUCUUCAAGGCCAGCAACAGAGUUCCAACCGAUGCUCUGAUGGAGGACUUCCUGUCGAGUAUAAAGGAGGUUCAGGACGCCAACCAAGCCGUGGAGCUGGUGCAGAUGUCCGCCAGAUACUGCCUCGCCGGCACACCGAUGCUCACCGAAAGGGUCCAGAAGGAGUUUGAGCUGACCGAGGAUCACAGGGCAACCCUGUCAUCACUGGAGUUUUCUUCUGAUGGCAACAGGGACCUCACCUGCUAAGUCCUUCAACCAUUACCAUUGUACUGUCACUUAAUGCUGUUGUACCUGUGAGUGCUGUGUAAUAAAACUAAUUCAUACCA